This is a messenger RNA of Rhagoletis zephyria (snowberry fruit fly), 2669 nucleotides long. RefSeq lists its product as uncharacterized. The record is from RefSeq and is a predicted model, not a curated record. Lineage: Eukaryota; Metazoa; Arthropoda; Insecta; Diptera; Tephritidae. Gene Ontology annotation, molecular function: nucleic acid binding. Gene Ontology annotation, biological process: DNA integration.
GAAUUUAUCAACGAAUAUAUUAACAUGGGGCAUAUGACACUGCUUAAUAACCCCGAAGAGGCUCGUAAUUUUAUCCCCCACCACUGCGUCACAAAGGCGGACAGCAGCACCACAAAACUCCGUGUGGUCUUCGAUGCGUCGUGCCGAACUUCGAAUGGGAAGUCUUUGAACGACAUAUUGCUCGUCGGUCCGACGCUACAGGACGAUAUUUUCACAAUCCUGCUUCGCUUUAGAGCUUACAAAUACGUGUUAAUGGCUGACAUCGCUAAAAUGUACCGCCAGGUACAAAUGAACUCAGCUGACUCUCCUUGGCAGUGCAUUUUGUGGCGAGAAUCACCGAACACUUCUGUGCAAGUGUACAAGCUGCAGACCGUCACAUAUGGUACAAGCAGCGCACCAUAUCUCGCCACAAAGGCUCUACAACAGUUGGCAAAGGACGAGGCAAAAUCGCUACCAAUUGGUUCAGUUGUUACGCUCAGAGAUUUUUACGUCGAUAAUCUCAUGACAGGUGGCGCUACCACUGAUGAAGUCGUCGAAAUUAAACAGCAAGUUGUUGAGUUGCUUAAACAUGGGGGCUUUCCCCUACGAAAAUUCGCCACUAAUGACAAUUCCAUCAUCUCUGACAUUCCUCAAGCUGACCGUGAAGAAAUCGUACAACUCGGUGACGUAGACUACAUUAAAACACUUGGGUUGAAAUGGUCACCAUCGAGCGAUAACUUCGUGUUCAGCUACACCGAAUCAUCGUCGUCUUCGAAAACAACAAAAAGAGCGAUUUUAUCCCAAAUUGCAAGCUUCUUCGAUCCACUUGGAUUAUUGAACCCUAUAAUAGUUUCAUGCAAAAUAUUAAUGCAGCAUCUAUGGGCACUGAAACUAGAUUGGGAUGAAAGUGUCCCACAAGAUGUUUACACCCAAUGGCAAGAUUUUCGUCGGCAGCUAUCUCUGGUUCAAAAAAUCCAAAUUCCAAGGUAUGUACCUUUCAACACCGCUACUGAAAUUCAUGCCUUUGCAGAUGCCAGCACGAAGGCUUACGGCGCCUGCAUCUACAUGGUCACACGCGAUUCUAAUGGUACGACGUCAUCGUUGCUGUCCGCUAAGUCUCGUGUAGCUCCAAAGAAGGAAGUUAGCUUACCUCGACUUGAAUUGUGCGCUACAUUGCUGCUGGCGGAACUGCUAAAAUCAAUUAUUGACAUAUUUUCACCAAAUCCUGAAGCCAUUCAUUGCUGGUCAGACUCGACCAUCGCGCUAUCCUGGAUCAAGGGAGAGCCGUCGCGUUGGACAGUAUUCGUUGUGAACAGAGUAACCAGAAUUCAACAAUUAACAUCACAAUUCAAGUGGCACCAUGUAACAUCAGCCGACAAUCCUGCUGACGUCGUUUCAAGAGGAGCAUCGGCUCAUGACAUAAUCGCCAAUUCUUUAUGGUUUCAUGGGCCAAAAUUUUUACUGUUGCCUCAAGAGCAUUGGCCACGUUCAUCGUUUGAUAUACCUUCUGACAUACCUGAACAGCGAUGUCAACGAUUCGCAUUGGUUGCAAAGGAACAAUAUGAUAUGAUCGCCUCUCACAAACACAUAACCAACUUCCAAAAAUUUCUUCGGAUAUUUACGUACGUGAGGUGGAUCAUUCAACGCAAGCGGGGAUUGAUGAUUACAUCCGGCGAAAUAGAGGCAACGUUAGAAAUGGUCUGCAAAAAUAUUCAGCUAUUGUAUUUUCGUGACGAGUACCAAAGGAUGUUAAAAAAUUUACCCCUUCAUCGAUCGUCAAGGCUUUUACAGCUCGCACCAUUUUUGCACAAUCAACUAAUUCGAGUCGGCGGCAGAAUAAAAAAUUCUACGUUAGCUUUCAACGCCAAACACCCCAUCGUGCUGCCCCAUGCUCACCCUUUCAUUCACACUCUCAUCACUUACUAUCAUCGGCAACAUCUUCAUGCAGGCGCUCAAACAUUGCAAAAUAUUCUUCGUGACAAAUUUUGGAUACUCAACGCAAGAAAGGUCAUCAGGCAAGUAAUCCACCACUGCAUAAUUUGUUAUCGCCUUCGCCCUGUUGUCACUGAGCAAAUAAUGGGGGCACUACCUUCGCAACGCAUCAGUCCAUCACACCCAUUUGAGACUACAGGCAUUGACUAUUGUGGCCCCGUGUUAAUGACUCAGAAAAUCAGAGGCAGGGCUGCAAUAAAAGUGUAUAUUGCAGUUUUCAUCUGUUUUAGCACCAAGGCUAUUCACUUAGAGGUAGUGCCUGAUUUAUCAACGGCAGCAUUCAUCGCUGCACUUAAACGAUUUGUGGCUCGGCGAGGACGAUGUCGGCUUAUCUACUCCGAUAAUGCAACUAAUUUUCUCGGGGCAAGCCGUGAGUUACGACAUCUGCUUGAAGCAUUCGUUACACAGCAGCACAUCAACUCGGUAGAAAACUUUUGCCGUGAAGAAGGAAUACUGUGGAAGUUUAUCCCACCCCGAUCACCACAUUUCGGUGGUCUGUGGGAGAGCGCGGUGAAAAAUGCAAAACAUUAUCUACGCCGGUCAAUUGGAAACCACAUACUCUCAUAUGAUGAACUUCAUACAGUAGUAUGUCAAGCGGAAGCAAUGGGCGUACCCUCACCGCUAUCCCCGAACCACCACCAGAAUCUGCUCAACUCAGCCUCCUAAAGCGAUAUAAAAUUGUCCAGUGGAUCCAAGUG